AUGCUCAACACGGCCUACGGUGAUGUAGCCAUGAAGCGGACUGCAUGUUUCAAGUGGCAUGAACGUUUCAAGGGUGGCCGGCAGUCAAUUGGCGAUGAUGAGCGUCCUGGGUGUCCUUUAACAUCAACUGACGAACCACACGUUGACAAAAUCAUCACCCUAGUGCGCGAAAAUCGACGUCUGACCAUUAGGGAGCUUGCCGAAGAGUCUGGGAUAUCAGAUGGAUCUUGUUACGUGAUUUUGACUGAAAAAUUGAACAUGCACUGCGUCACUGCGGAAUUUGUGCCACGCCUGAUGACCAAAGACCAACAAGCCAAUCGCGUCCGGGUUUGUCAGGAACUGCUUGAUCGUUCAGAUAAAGAUGAGAACUUUUUGUCACGAAUUAUAACCGGUGAUGAAUCAUACAUUUUUUUAUGA
Belonocnema kinseyi is the source of this 417-nucleotide messenger RNA. RefSeq names its product protein GVQW3-like. NCBI's taxonomy places the organism in Eukaryota, Metazoa, Arthropoda, Insecta, Hymenoptera, Cynipidae. The record is from RefSeq and is a predicted model, not a curated record. Gene Ontology annotation, molecular function: nucleic acid binding. The coding region runs from base 1 to 417 and encodes 138 amino acids. The transcript has a single exon.